This is a messenger RNA of Labrus mixtus (cuckoo wrasse), 2250 nucleotides long. It is a transcript of the gene ntmt2, whose product is annotated as N-terminal Xaa-Pro-Lys N-methyltransferase. NCBI's taxonomy places the organism in Eukaryota, Metazoa, Chordata, Actinopteri, Labriformes, Labridae. Gene Ontology annotation, biological process: N-terminal protein amino acid methylation. Gene Ontology annotation, molecular function: N-terminal protein N-methyltransferase activity. The coding region runs from base 126 to 1007 and encodes 293 amino acids. The transcript is spliced from 4 exons. Gene Ontology annotation, cellular component: cytoplasm. The record is from RefSeq and is a predicted model, not a curated record.
CCAGCAGUUGAAGGCUUGCUGGGGCGAGUUGAACACUCAGCUGGACAGAUAUAGAAGCAGCGAGUGUCCCAAAACGAGCUCCAGUGAGCGUUACUCUCCUCUACUGUCACUCCUUCAAACACAAAAUGGAGAUUUCACUUGAGGAUGAAAGCAGCGGCACAUCGGCCAACUUUGAGGACAAGGCGGCUCACCAGGCUCUAAGGGAUCGCUGGAAAAAUACAGACGAAACCAUGUGUCGCCACAGCAUGUCUUUCCACCUGCACCACACGCUGAGGAGCGAGUUCUUUGCCAGCUACCUGUACCUGGUGGAGAAGAUUCCUCUGGUGAAGCUGUUUCCUGUCACCUGCGAGUACAUCAAAGGAGAGAAACAGUUCUACUACAGAGCUCAGAAGUUCUACGAGGACGUCCCCGCCUCCGAGGAGGGCAUGAUGGGAGAUUUUGUGGAGAUAUCCAACGUUGAUCUGGAGGGUUCCCGGCAGUUUCUGAAGAGGUUUGUGGGUCCGGGUAAGGCGGGCACACACUGCGCCCUGGACUGCGGCUGUGGGAUCGGCCGUGUGUCCAAAGGCGUCCUCCUUCCUGUGUUUGAGAAAAUGGAGAUGGCCGACAUGAUGGAGCACUUCCUGCUCCACGCACACGAGGAGUACCUCGGCGACGACGCCGACCGCAUUCAGACGUACUACUGCUACAACCUGCAGGACUUCACACCUCCCAAAAACAAGUAUGACGUCGUCUGGAUGCAGUGGGUGGCAUGCCACCUGACAGAUAAGGACCUGACCAACUUCCUGUUCCGCUGUCAGAAGAGUCUGCGUCCAAACGGAGUCAUCAUCAUGAAGGACAAUAUGGCGCGGCAGGGCUGCAAGCUGGACUCCAUCGACAGCAGCAUCAGCCGCCACCUGGACAUCAUGAAGGUCAUCAUCGCCAAGGCCGGCCUGGAGAUCCUCGCCAUAGAGAUGCAGGAAGGUCUCCCCGAGGUCAUCAUGCCCGUCUGGAUGAUCGCCAUGAAAUAGAGGCGACAUUGUAACUGUGAAAAGGUUGUUCAAUUUACGACGACUUGGAUGAAAUGUCUACAACAACACAUAGAGAAAUCCUCACGAUGUCAUGAGGGGACGAGUCAGUCAAAGGUUUAAUCUGGAACCAAGGUUUGAAAAUCCACUGUUUCUGCCAAACCGGGUCAGGAAAUCCAGUCACAUUUGGUCCUGGUGCCAAAUUUCACACCAACUUGGGCGCAGAUAACAAGCAGACGGCCCGGGUUUAAGUCCGACUUGAAGCUCAUUUCCUGCAUGUCUUCACCACUCUGGCUGCCUUAUGUCCAACUCUAUCCACUGUCCUAUCUUAAUAGACCGUAUUCCCACAGUGGCCAUGUUGCCAUGACAUCACGCUCAGCGUAGGAAGCCCAAAUGUUGUUGUAUCUUUCCACGUAUUCUCAAAGUUUAAGUCAUGCUAACGUCGCACAUCUGAGCAACUUGUUUAAUUUCAAAGCUUCCCGGUUGAUGAGAAAGUACACAGACAGUGGAUGCUGAAAAUCCAGAGACACAUUAUGAGUUAAAAAACAUGCUUGACGGGCGCCGGAUAGCCUAACGGUUAUGUCAGACGCUCCCAUGUACAGAGUGGUUAGUCCUCGUAGCAGCAGUGGCUUUGAAAAUGGUUUCAGCUGUUCAUAACAAUCUUUACAAAACAAAUCCUUUAGCUGAGAUACUUUCACUCCAAGAACUCAAAACCCAAGAGAGUGCAGUUUUCUAACUUUAAGUAAAAAAUAUCUCUGGCCUGGUGCCAAAAAAAAUCAUACUUAAUAACCUGUCAGCUACCGCUAACGUUAGCAUUCAGCUACUUGACCGCUAACGUUAGCAUUCAGCUACUUGACAUUUAGAUUUGAGAAUCUAAAAGAAAAAGAAAUGUGGAAAUUGGGAGUGAAGCCAACGCCAAGGAUCAGUAGACGGCCAAAUCUGACUGUUGUUCAAAUUCAUCAGCGGAUAUCCAGAAACAGAUCUCGAGCUGACACCAGGUGGAGUCCUUCAGGACGGCGUGACGAUAUGUUAGAGCAGGAUUCUGUAAAUAUGAACUUCGUCUUUAUGUAAGAAUGUUUUAUACUGUGGCUUGUAAUAUCGCAGUUUGAUAGAAACCUAGUUUUUAUAUUGACUUUCUUCUCUGUUUGAUGUUUAAAUUCAGGAUGUGACAUUUAAAAGAAGCUUUAAUACUUUAAUAAGUGCAUGUCUGUAUAAACUGAAGAGAGGCUGCUUUCAGAAAUAAAAA